Messenger RNA from Acanthamoeba castellanii str. Neff, 519 nucleotides. RefSeq names its product TM2 domain containing protein. Lineage: Eukaryota; Discosea; Longamoebia; Acanthamoebidae. The transcript is spliced from 4 exons. The record is from RefSeq and is a predicted model, not a curated record. The coding region runs from base 1 to 519 and encodes 172 amino acids.
AUGCUCGAGAGUGGCGAUGGCGGUGGCGGCCGGUGCGACACCGACCAAGACUGCAACAAUAACGGCCAAUGCGUGCCCAUUGGAGGCCAACGCGGCGUGUGCCGCUGUGAUGAGCGCUAUGCUGGGGCAUACUGCCAACACAAGCGCAAGAACAAGCUCACCGCAUUCCUUCUGUCGAUUCUCCUGGGCGGCCUGGCGGUCGAUCGCUUCUACCUCGGCUACAUCGGCCUGGGGGUGGUGAAGCUGUUCCUCAGUGUGUUCGGCUUCGUGCCGGCCUGCAUCGCCAACUGGUCCUCCACGUUGAUGGGCUGGAGGCGCUACACGCUAGUCGGCGACGAGUAUGCCACAAUAGAUUCCUUAGAUGGGAGCACGGGCGCCUAUCUGUGCAUCACGGCGGGCAACUGCCUCACGUGCUGCAUCGCCCUCGGCUCCGUCGCCUGGUGGCUCACCGACUGGAUUCUCAUUCUCAAAGAUGUUCUGCACGAUGCCGAUGGACACGGCCUCUAUGACAACAUGUGA